Messenger RNA from Fusarium verticillioides 7600, 2409 nucleotides. RefSeq lists its product as hypothetical. Lineage: Eukaryota; Fungi; Ascomycota; Sordariomycetes; Hypocreales; Nectriaceae. Gene Ontology annotation, molecular function: phosphotransferase activity, for other substituted phosphate groups. The record is from RefSeq and is a predicted model, not a curated record. Gene Ontology annotation, biological process: phospholipid biosynthetic process. Gene Ontology annotation, cellular component: membrane. The coding region runs from base 936 to 2009 and encodes 357 amino acids. The transcript has 3 exons.
CGAUCCAGGGGCUUGACGUACGACGACACCAGUACGAGUUGGAGGUCGAAUUCCAAUUUCGAGUCCUAGCCUCGAGCUGCCAAAACCUGCCCCUUUAAACCCUUUCAAUCCCAUCUUUUCUUCAACUGCAAAAAAACACUCUUUGGCGGUAACUGUUCAUCAACAUAUUUAAUUCUUUAUCAGACUCUUCACCGCUAUUCUUGGCUGUUCUACUCUGUCUUAGCCCUCCCGGUCGUCUUCGUAAAUCAGGCCCGCCACAUAACCUUGGCUUGCGAUCCAAUUCAUCUACCGUUGUCGAUAAGAGAAAACCUGUCACGCUUGUCCUUGGAUUAUCUUUCUCUUCCCGCCCACGUGCCGCGCCGCCCGUCUCUGUUAGGAUAAUACCGCCUUGGUAGAGAGCCGAGGGUCAAUCAUCCAUUUGCAGGCCUUUUGGCGGAUCUACCUUACCCUGUCCUUCUGCAAGUCACUGUCGCGCCGUCGCUGCAGGUCCGAUUGUUUAGGCGUUUUUACCGACGUCUUUAUUUUUUUUUUACCUUGGCCUUGAUUCCCUUUUUUAAAAGAGUCCCCCAUUUUUGCCCCUCCUCCUCCGGCCCCUCUCUUCCACCAUGACUGCAAGCGAGACACUUCCGCUUUACAACCCAACGGCCACCGACCCGGACGGUACGAAUAUGGCUCCUAAUACGAGUAAGUCUGAGAAGAAAAGAAAGCUCUUUGAACGCUUGAGUUCCAUAGAGUAUUGUUAAAAAAGGACCGUUGAUCACUAACGCCGGGGCCCUGCAGAAAAGAACGUUGCCGAGUGCAUCUCUGAUGACGCACUGGUGCACUUCAAGUCAUACAAGUACUCAAGCGUCGACCUGUCGCCAGUCUCGAAAUACGUUCUUGGUCCUUUCUGGAAUGCCUCUGUCAACCUCCUACCGCUAUGGAUUGCCCCCAACAUGGUGACCCUCUUGGGUUUCUGCUUCAUCCUGAUAAACGUCGCUUUCUGCGCAAUCUGGAUGCCUGAUCUCGUUGGGCCGGCUCCUUCAUGGCUUUACUUCAGCUUUGCCUUUGGCCUGUUCAUGUACCAAACGAUGGAUAACCUCGACGGAAAGCAAGCUCGACGAACUGGUACCUCAAGCGGCCUCGGCGAACUCUUCGAUCACGGUAUUGACUCGUUGAACUGCACACUCGCCAGUCUGCUCGAAACUGCCGCUAUGGGUCUUGGUACCUCUCCAGCUGGCAUCAUUACCGCUCUGUGCCCAUGCCUGCCCAUGUUUUUCUCGACCUGGGAAACAUACCAUACGCAUACUCUUUACCUCGGCGUUAUCAACGGCCCUACAGAAGGCAUACUUAUUGCCUGUGCAAUUAUGAUCAUGUCUGGCAUUUGGGGACCCGGCAUCUGGACCAUUCCUUUGGCUAAUGGCAUCAAGGAUACUCUACCUGGUCUUGCUGAGCUCCUUGGCGAGACCACUUUCCGAGAUAUCUGGAUUGGCCUCAUCAUCGGCUCCCUCGUCUUUACACAGAUCCCCUUCUGUGUGCUCAACGUUGCCAAGGCUCGCAAGUCUAGAGGAGAGCCCAUUCUUCCUGUCUUCUUUGAGUGGAUUCCUAUGGCCGUCUUCACUUUUUCGAUCGCGGCUUGGGUCUUCUCCCCUUACAGUACCAUCAUGAAGGAGAACCACCUGAUGCUUUUCUGCUUCAUCAUGUCAUUCGUCUUUGGCCGCUUGACCACUAAGAUUAUUCUCGCCCAUUUGACUCGCCAACCUUUCCCCUGGUGGACCGUUAUGCUGUACCCUCUUGUUGGUGGCGCGUUCCUCGGAAACAUGCCUCGAUUUGGACUCCCUCAGGUCAGCGCCCAAUUCGAGCUUUUCUACCUGUGGGCGUAUCUUCUCUUUUCCAUGGUUGUUUAUUUCCGCUGGGCCUGGCUCGUUGUUACCAGCAUCUGCAACUACCUCGGUAUCAAUGCCCUCACCAUCCCCAAGGAGAAGCAGAUCGCCAACAAGGCGGCACAGGCUGCCAACAAGCUACACUAAGCCGGAACUAGCCGUUUUGGCCGAGCAAUUUUGUUCUGUCAAGCCCUGGUCGAUCGAAAUGACAUAAAUAAUAAUCCACCCAGAGAGGCGCAGCAUUUUGGAGAGAGAUCAUGGUACAAAAAAUACUGGUGUCGCAAUACAGGGCGAAGAAUCAAAGCAUGACGAGGGCGUUUGGUGUUUUCUUGCGGGUUUCUCGCAUUCUUCAUGACGCUAGGAUACUAAGGGGUCUUGUAUCACGUCAACAACCAUUGGGGUAUAUUCAUUGUAAUAGAUAUAAAUGAGGAGUAUGUGUAGAUGAUGGUGCUAGAAACUGCCUUUGGAUAGGCCUCGGCUUUGACGCACAAGGCGCAAGCCAAAUCAAUAAGAAGCUUCAAUAUUUCAGAUGUAUUAUCCAUCGCCG